This is a messenger RNA of Didymodactylos carnosus, 357 nucleotides long. Lineage: Eukaryota; Metazoa; Rotifera; Eurotatoria; Philodinida; Philodinidae. The record is from the annotation of a GenBank genome assembly.
AUGCACAGUAAACACAGUGAACAUACAUUUGACAUACCAACAAAAGAUAAAAGUCAUGACAGUGAUUGUUCAGUUGAAAUUGACGCUUAUUUGGGCUGUUGGAUAGACACAAAAUAUGGUCAAAAAAUGACAUUUUUCAAUUUGGAACCGGGUCAAUUAGUCGGUAUUACAAGUAGCGGUGCUCAUGUAUCGGCUGUUGUUGAUGGAAUUCAUAUUCGAAUGUCAAUCGAAGAUCAGUCUGGAUCAAUGCUCGAAUACAAAGGUAUAUUAUGUGCACAACAAAAAAAAAUUGUUUGGCAAAAGCGAUUGAAUACAUUCGGUUGUUGGAGAACGACAAGUCCGUGGAUUCGAUGUUAG